CUUAUCGAAAUAAGACGGCACAAAGUUUUUCGGUUCGGUAUUCUGACGGUGUGUUCAAAUUGAUUCGGUUUGUUUCAAAAGGCAGCUCUUAUUUGUGCACCAUAGAAAUCAACCAGUGCCAAUAUAGGGGUAGCUUAAGUCCAAACGCAGUUGAUAAAACGUAUCCGCAAUAUCGGAGUUGGUUACUGAUUUUUAGUGGAUCCUAAACCACAAUUAGUAAAACCUUUAAUCGCAAAAAUAAUAGUUUACUUGGCAACACUGUCGAACGCAGUUGUUUAUUAGAAGGUUGGUCUUGGUAGUUUGGAACAGUUGAAACUGUCCGGAAGUGUUCUAAUUUUAUUUUUUGUCUUCAUUUUACUUUACUCAUAAUUUUUUAAAUUAUAAUACCUGAUAAGUAACCAAGUACCUGAAGCAUUUAUUGCAGACCCAAAAAUAGUAUUCUAAAUAGUGACGUGCAACCAGCAAGAUGUUGAAAAUUGCAAGAAUUUUCCAAAUCGUAGAGAGAGUUCAAAGUGCACAGCUCCAAAGGUUCCUUUCCACUGCCCCUGUGCUAUGUGGAAAAACCGUCCAAGCACGGGCAGUAGCAGAGAAGAAACCAGCCCCUGAAGAGGACCUAUCCUUCGUUAUGAAUGUCUUCAAAGGACAGGUAGAAUCAACACAAAUCUUCCCUUUCCCCAAAACUCUCACAGAAGAACAGAGGGAGACUUUGGAAAUGAUGAUUGACCCCACACAGAAGUUCUUUGAAGAAGUUAAUGACCCAGAUAAGAAUGAUGCAUUGGAGAAAGUUGCUGAUGAAUCACUGAAGGGCUUGUGGGAACUGGGAGCUUUCACCCUACAAGUACCACAAGACUUGGGAGGCUUGGGGUUGAAUAACACCCAGUACGCUAGACUCGUAGAAAUUGUAGGUGCCAAUGAUUUGGGUGUCGGGAUCGUACUAGGUGCCCAUCAGUCCAUUGGGUUUAAAGGUAUAUUACUUUUUGGAAACAAGGAACAGAAAGAAAAGUACUUACCUAGGGUGUCCUCAGGAGAGUUUGCAGCCUUUUGUCUUACAGAACCAUCAUCAGGCUCUGAUGCAGGCUCUAUAAAAACCAGGGCUGUUUUAUCAGAAGAUGGAAAACAUUAUAUACUCAAUGGAUCCAAAAUUUGGAUCAGUAAUGGAGGUCUGGCUGAGAUUAUGACAGUAUUUGCACAAACUCCAGUACAAGACCCAAAGACUGGAAAAACCAUUGAUAAGGUGACAGCUUUUAUUGUUGAAAGGUCAUUUGGAGGAGUUACUAAUGGUCCACCAGAGAAGAAAAUGGGAAUUAAAUGCUCAAAUACUGCUGAAGUAUAUUAUGAUAAUGUGCCUAUUCCAGUUGAAAAUGUGCUUGGUGGUGUAGGUAAUGGCUUUAAAGUGGCCAUGAACAUCCUGAACAAUGGCCGUUUUGGAAUGGCAGCAGCAUUAUCAGGCACAAUGAAGACCUGCAUCAAGAAAGCUGUUGAUUUUGCUACACAACGUACACAGUUUGGUCAAAGGAUUGAUAAUUUUGGUGGUAUACAAGAAAAAAUUGCCAAGAUGUCCAUGCUACAGUAUGUUACAGAAUCUAUGGCAUACAUGAUUUCAGGGGUAUUUAUCGUGAAACAAGAAACAAGUGAUUAUAUGCACAUCUGGAUGAUAACCUGUAGUCGUUGGUGUAGUCAGAAUUUCUGGCAAUAUGGACAGUGGAUCGAAACAUUACCAUUUGGAAGCCGCCAUAUCAAAAUGCUUUGCUUCUGAAGCAGCUUGGUAUGUCUGUGAUGAAGCUAUACAGAUUAUGGGAGGUAUGGGCUUCAUGAAGCAUACAGGCCUAGAAAGGAUUAUGAGGGAUUUGAGGAUAUUCAGGAUAUUUGAAGGUACAAACGACAUUCUGCGAUUAUUCGUCGCAUUGACAGGCAUUCAGUAUGCCGGAGCGUCGCUCAGGGAAUUGCAGCAAGCAUUUAAAAAUCCCGCGGCAAAUUUGGGCUUGAUUUUCGGAGAAGCUUCCAAACGAGUGGUGAGAAAAGUCGGUUUGAGUUCGCCACCAGCGAUCGAGCACCUGGUUCAUAGAGACUUAGUCGGUGCGGCGACGAUGUUAGCGAAAGAAAUCGACUCGUUCGGCCAAACGAUAGAAAUGAUUCUAAUAAAAUACGGCAAAGGAAUUGUAAACGAACAAUUCAUCUUGAACAGGAUAGCAAACGCCACUUUCGAUAUAUUUAGUAGCGCCGUCGCGCUGUCGAGGGCUUCCAUGGCGUUGAGCGAAAAUUCAGAUACUGCGACACAUGAGAAGCUGAUGGCACAAGCGUGGACGCUUGAAGCUAUGGACAGAGUUAAGAUUAAUUUGCAGUACAUCCUGAGAGGCCAGAAUUUAGAUAACUUCCAAAAGAUGAGUGCGAUUUCAAAGAAUGUUUGUACUGCAGGGGGUGUAGUACAACUUAACCCCCUUAAGAUUUAGUGUUGUCUAAGCUUUAAAUAAUCUAUUUAUUUUUGUUAUUUUCUAUAAUAUACCACUUUUAAGACUUAUACAUAUGUAAAUAUUUUUGAAUUUGAUAAUAAACUAAUUUGUAUUUGUAUAUAA
Messenger RNA from Acanthoscelides obtectus, 2573 nucleotides. Lineage: Eukaryota; Metazoa; Arthropoda; Insecta; Coleoptera; Chrysomelidae. The record is from the annotation of a GenBank genome assembly.